GGGGUCUAUAUUUUACUUACAUUUUAGGUGUUACGUCAAAAGCUCGAAACUAAUAGACUAGUAUUAUUAGUAAACAAACAGCUUAUACCAUCAAUAUACAUAGAUCUACGAGUUUUUUGGUGUGGGUUUUUGUUUUUUUGGUACAGUAUUAUUUUCUAUUACUUAAUGUUAAAAGGGCUGUUGUAUAAUUUACAGAUCGAGCCAUCGACCAGUUUUGUCGCGUGCAUCUGCGAAUUUCACGAGGCCAGAUCAUUCAGUGUCACUUUGGCGCUUAUAUUUCGUAAACAAAAUGAUUUGACGUUAAACGUUCAAGUGACUCAUAAGAUAAUCUGAAAGUAGUAACAAACAUUUUGGAAAGCUGUUGACCACAAGCUGCAAAUGUCAACACAAACUUUUACAUGUUGACAAGCAGGGAUAAGAUUGAGAGGAGUCUCUUAUUAUGUGCAGUAGUUAAGUCUUUGAAGUAUUUUGGGGCUAAAUGGACUGUGGGUAUCGAGCAGUUGACUCGUGGAUAAGAAUUCACGGAAACACUGAAAGCACAAGGUGACGAUAAUUCAAUUUUCCAUCAGUAUGAGCAAAACUUUGGGAAUCUUGACUCUAAUACCACAUUGAAAGGAAAACCAAGUUCUAUGUAUUCAUCAGCCACUUUAUGUCAGCAUGGGGGGACCGUAUGUGGUCCUUUGGAGUGGGGCUUUUCCUCAUUAGCCUGUCCCCAGAUUCCCUUCAGCUUCCUGCAGUUCAUGGAUUUUCCUCCGGAGGAGCAACACUGCUGUUUGCAGGACUUGUGGGAUAUUGGGUAGACAAUACAGCUAGACUCACAGCGGCUCGUGUUUCCUUAGUAGUGCAGAACCUCCUUGUAGUGCUAUGUGCUGCGGUGGUCUUCUGUGUGUUUUAUUUUGGAUUGGACAAGGAGAAUGCGGCGGUCUCUGAUUUUUUGAUUCAGGGUAGCCGAGUUCUUAUCAUCAUGGUGUCCAUUCUGGCAGACUUGGCCAGCAUUGCCAGGAAGAUUGCCAUAGAAAAGGACUGGGUGGUGGAGAUCUGUGGCAGAGAUAAGGACAUGCUGGCAUCAAUGACAUCGAAAUUGCGGGUCAUUGACCUCUGCACCCAGAUCCUGGCCCCGAUUCUGACCGGUCAGGUGAUGACCUGGCUUGGGAUUCAGUAUGGUGCUGUGUUGAUUGGUGUUUGGAAUCUGCUGUCCGUGUUUGUGGAAUAUUAUCUGAUCCUUAAGGUUUACCAAGAGGUUCCAGCUCUCAAAAGUAAAAUGUACAAGAAAAAAACAGACAAAGAUGUAGCAAACAUAACUCCACCACCCCAAGAGGAGGAAGAAAGAGACAUCACAGAGCCAGAGGAUGAGAACAUCAUCACUGAAAAGGGAGCAGAAAAUUUAAAAGCCCCACAAGCAACAUCUGUAGAAUCGCAGAAAGAGGUUUCAUCUUCUCCAGAGAAGGUUGAGGAAGAGUUGACGGGUUGUGUGUGGGUCCUGAGUAAGGUCUUCUACAGUUUUAUAGCUCUCUACACCGGCUACAGGACUUACUUUAAGUAUGAGGUGGCCCUAGCAGGACUGGGACUGUCCUUUCUAUAUAUGACUGUUCUUGGUUUUGACAAGAUCACCAUAGGGUAUGCCUAUUCCCAGGGACUCUCGGAGGCAGUAUUGGGAGGACUACAGGCAGCAGGUGCUCUACUAGGCAUUAUGGGAGCUGUUGUCUAUCCCAGGAUCCGGAUGUCUGUGGGUCUGGAGAGAACUGGGUUGUUCGGACUCGGAGCUGAAAUUCUGUGUCUGUGUAUGUGUGUGGCUUCAGUAUGGACCCCGGGUAGUCCUUUUGAUUUACUCGGCUCCCCAAACACUGAAGCACCCAACGUUCCUAAUGUGAUAUGCAAUAAUGGCAGCAUGGCAUAUUCCACCAAUGCGACUUCACAGACAGCUUCAAUUUACAACACAUCGGAGCAUUCAUCGGUAGUAACGCUAUCAACAAUAUUAGAAGUAUCCUCUGGCAUUUCUUGUAAUGAAACUAUAUCUAGUCCGCCUGAAGUAACUCCCGACAUCUCAGUAUGGCUUCUAAUGGCUGGAAUCAUCACCGCUAGGUUUGGUCUUUGGGUCUCAGACUUAACAAUCACCCAGCUCUUUUUACAAUCUGUGGAGGAAACAGAACGCGGCAUCGUGAACUCGAUGCAAAACUCGAUGAACAAACUCAUGGACAUGCUCAAGUUUGCCAUGGUUAUUGUGGCCCCUUACCCACAUCAGUUUGGCUUACUGGUCCUGAUUUCUUUCUCCUUCAUCUGCAUGGCGUGGGUGUUAUAUGCUGUUUAUUGUCGGAGGGUACGAGGACAUUUCUUCCACUUUGAAAAAGUGACGAACUGUGUAGACCAUCAGAACAACAAUCAGGAAACACUAGCUUCACCGGACACAGGGGCUGGUCAAGCAGUGUAGCCGCAGCAUCCAGUUAGCUUCACCGGACACAGGGGCUGGUCAAGCAGCAUAGCCACAGCAUACAGUUAGCUUCACCGGACACAGGGGCUGGUCAAGCAGCAUACCAACAGCAUACAGUUUCAUGGUUUCAAAUGGCAGUAAUGGAAACCACUAUUUCAGAUUAAGUUUUUAAGUCACCUGAGUAAACUCUUGGUCUUUUUGAUAACUACUAUUCCAAUUUUUUCAAAUUUGGUAUGAAGCAUCUUUGGCAUAAAGGGGACCUAAAUUAUAUAUUUUAGGAUUCCUGCACACUUGGGGCCCUAGGGACAGGGCAAAAACUGCCAAAAAUGACAAAUUUUCAAAAAUUGUCUUCUCUACAACCACACAAUUCAGUGUAAGAAAAACUAAAUGCAUAGUGAUGUAGAGCAGAAAGGCCUCUACCAAACUUAUAAAUUUCAUAAUCCCUAGGGUAGGGUUUCUGACCCUAGAGCAGGGUCAAACUUAGCAUAUUGUGUUUAUGUGUAAAACACUUAUAUAACAUCUUCUUAAGUGCUAUUGAUAGUAAAUUGAAACUAAACAGAUAUUUAUAAACAGCAGGUAGUCCUUUACUAAAUUUGUAAAUUUGAUGAUCCCAGGGGUAAGGGUUAUGGCAGGCUGGGGCCAAAAUUAUUAUAAUGAUUAUUGUCUUAAUGAUUUGAAGGACUUCUCCAACUUUGCUGACACAGUAUAAAAUCUAAAUGCUUAUUUUAGGAAUAGCAGAAAAGGAUAUAUAAAAAAUGUGAAUUUCACAACCCAAGGUUUUGACUCAAGGAUGGGUCCAUAUUAGUUGUGUCAUUUAAUGUUAAUACAUAUACAUGUAUUAUGUAUAGCCUUUCAUUAGUACAUAUAUAUGCACUUUUGAGGGCAAUGAAGUUUUAAGAACACAUCUUGUUUUAUACUGUUGCUGAAUAUUAGAAUUUAGCUAUAAAGAUGUUCAGAACAGGAAAUUUUUUCUAGAUUUUUAUCCCUUGGGACUAGUAAUACUUUUAACUAGUACUCAGGUGACCGACAAGGCCUGUGGGCCUCUUGUUUAAAUAGAUGGUUGUGAUCUUAUAUCAAUAAAAAUUUUGUUGCCAUAUCCUUCUAUUUUUAUACAUUUGUAGUAUGUAUUUAACAGUAAUACCAUAUUUUAUCUCAGUGAGCACUGUAAUAUAGAGUGUAUUUGAAGCAGGGUCAUCAUUUCCUCAUUAAUACCAAUAUUUUUAUCAAGAAGGCAUGAGCCAUUUAUACAUGAUGCCUAUUGUCACCUCACCCAUGAAACAAUACAUUUAGUCUUUAAAUUACAAUGCCUGAAAGGAACAGGUCUCACAAUAUUUUAUAGAGCAAUCUCACACUUAUUGGGUUACACUACAUAAUAUGGAGAUUUUUGACGGGACACAAUCUGUUAGAUAUUUAAUCUCUAUGUUUGGUAUGUUAGUAAUUACUGUUUUUUAUAUGUUGGUCUUUAAAUAUGACAUAUUAUGGUACACCAUCCGUCUGUUCGUUUGUGGUUUUGUUUCGAAUUUCAUUUCUCUGUCAUGUAUCAACCUGAAACUUGCUGUGUAGCUUCUUUGUGGGUCACUCUAGACUAUGCUGCAAUUUUGGUCCAGGUCAACCUCUUUUACAGGAGUUUUGCCACUUUGUAUGAUUAUUUGAAUUUAAAUGUUAUACUGUAUGAAUUAAGGUACAUAAGCAGGUUUUUUUAAGGUCUUGAUUUCAAGGGCCUGGGCCCUUUCAAUUGGGAAAAAUAGCGACAUUUGCUUGAAAUUGGGGAAAAUGUUCCAUACAAAGAAGUGGGGAGAAAACCAAACCAGAGUGCAUUAAGAUAUAAUUGGACUCCUUCUGACUUUCAAUUUGGUCAAAGCUUACCUCAUUCAAAUAUGCAGAGGCCAAAAAUUAGGUUUACUUGACAAUUUUGAAGCUAAAAUUGUAAUCUGUGGGCCAGUGAAGAAGAUAUAUGAACAAUAAGGCUAACCUACUUUGAUUUGUUUUCAUUGUUUGGGAAUUUCAAAGCAAAGAUUGGGAAAAAUACCUGCUCCCUAAAAAAAUAUCCCUGAUAAAGUCUGUCCAACUCCUACAAUUUUCAAGUGAAGACCUUCCUAUUUUACAGAGCAUUUGUAUGGGUAUUGAAGAUGUGCAUUUGGGAAGGAUUUUUAAGUAUCUUCAAUUUUUGAGAAAAUUACAGGUUGUUGAACUUGAGUCAGGAAAUAUUACAAAGUUGGUGCAUUUCUUGUCCACCUAACACCCCUCACAAGUUUAAGCUACACUUUGUAAAGCCUUUCUAAACAAUAACUUAAAGAUGUGCAUAUUGCAAGGAUUUUGAUUCUCAACAAUUUUCUUUUUUUGAUGUUUAAAUAAUUAACAAGUUCUUUGAACUUAAACAACUUUUGGGAAAUAUUUUACACACAGAACAUUUGGUUUGUCUAUCUACUUUUAAGCUCAGACAUUUUAUUCAUAUGAGAUGCAAAAUAAAGUCUAUCACAGGGUGAUGAUGGCUGACACUACCUCAAGUAAAGGUUCUUCAAACUCAUGGCUUAGAAAAAAACCCACCCAACAUAAGCUUGUGACGGGCGAAUUAUGUACCGUUUCCGGUACUCUUGUUAUUGCAUAUGAAUUUCUAGAUACCAGUGAUUGUAGAAUGAUGACACAAUAAUGCAUGUACAGUAUGUGUCAUUUUGUUGUAUUAUUUAAAGCCUGUGAUUAGUCGAUUGUUGUCACUUGAAUCUGUUAUAAAAUGCUGAUUAACCUAUGUUUAUACUUCAUCUUUAGAUCACCCUAGUCACUCGGGAGACCUACUGGUCUGAUUCAUCGACAUCCGUCAUAUGUUUAAAACAAUCGAACAUUUUUAUGCCCACACAUCUUGUUUAAUUUGUUUUACGACAUAUACCGAUUGAUUUUUAUGAUUAUAAAAUUGAAUUAUCAGUCAUCAACUUUAUUGUUGCAUUAGCAAAACUCGAAGUGCAAGCGAGAUGGUGUGUCAAUUUUUCAUAAUCAGUUAAUACGUAUGAAAGUAUAUCGUAAAAUAAUGACCUUGGCAUUCCUCUGAUCUGCAUUACUCAGUAACUGUGCUAGAAUUGUUUUUAUUCACCUAGGUUAUAUAUAUAGAAUAUCGUAUUUAUUUAAAUACAAAAGGCAAGUUGACAAUAAAAUGACAUUAUGUAUACAUGUAAAUUAAAUUUAACGUAGUUCCACACUCCUGUGACGUCAUAAGAUUGUGCAAAGUCAAUAAUUUAAUGACUGGAACAUAAAUUUUGUUUGAGUCUUUUUCAAUAGUUAUUGUAAAAAAUCUUGUUAGCCAUAAAAUAUUUCAAAAGUCUUAGUUAUAUUUGAAUAGUCAAUUAUGCGUUUCAAAAUAUUGAAUCCAAGGACAAUAACUCUGUUUUCAUUGAAUUAUUUAUCAAGUCCAUUAUGCAAUAGAUUUCCUAUAUUUUUCACAAACAUUUUACCAAGGUGAUAAGGAAUUAUUAUCUGUGUCUUUUCAUGAAAUUACAUAAAAUUUUAAUCCAUGAGUGGUUUUGAAUAGCUCAGUUGUAUGGUGCCAGACUUAGGGUUUUUAUGGGGGUAUACAUACUCUGGAAGCUAUAGAUUUGAAAUUAUUCAGGAAAGGUAUGGAUUUUUUUUCCAUAAAUAACUAUAACAGAUGUACAUCUACUAAUAUAACCAGAAAAAAUGAUAUGUAAACCAUGCUAUAAGGAAAUUGUGUCCAUAUUUGUUUGUUUUUUUAACAUUUUGGAGAGUAAGGCUAAUUCAAUAAUUUUGCACUUAUUAUACUAAAACUUAAUGAACAUAGUGAAAAUGACAUGUGUUCUAGUUCUUGACAUGUUUCCUGAUAAAUAAAUGCAAUUUAAAAUUUU
Molecule: messenger RNA, 6279 nt
Organism: Ostrea edulis (European flat oyster)
Lineage: Eukaryota; Metazoa; Mollusca; Bivalvia; Ostreida; Ostreidae
Product: solute carrier family 40 member 1-like
Exons: 11
Coding region: 650-2428 (592 amino acids)
Biological process (GO): iron ion transmembrane transport
Cellular component (GO): membrane
Molecular function (GO): iron ion transmembrane transporter activity
Source: RefSeq, a predicted model, not a curated record